CACGUUACUUUAGCGGUGACGUAAGACUGCGUCUAGUUUUAAAACUGUGGCGGUUUUUUGUGACCUUUGUUUUUAUAGUAACAACUUGUGUAAAACAUUUUUUCAGGGUUUUAAUUUUGUUUGUUAAUUAUUUUCUUUCAUUAUGGAUAUAAUGAUGGAUAAUCUGCUUUCAAAAAUUUUAUUUCCUGGGCGAGUGAUAAAGAUUGCACGUAGUAAUGGCUUGAUACACAAUGCGCAUAUAACAAAGGUUUGUCUUGACAAGAAUGCAGUGUUUGUACAAUGGAGUGAAAAUGGAAUAGACAAAGGGAAAGAGAUUGGAGUGGAUGAAGUAAUAUCAAUAAAUACUGGAUUACUAGAUUGGGGAAGUCUGACCCCAAAAGAAAAUUUGCCACCUCCGGAAAAUGCACUAACUGUAAGUAUAUCUUUUGAAAAUUGUUAA
Protopterus annectens (West African lungfish) is the source of this 439-nucleotide messenger RNA. RefSeq names its product kinesin-like protein KIF2C. The record is from RefSeq and is a predicted model, not a curated record. Bases 143 to 439 code for a protein of 98 amino acids. The transcript has 3 exons. NCBI's taxonomy places the organism in Eukaryota, Metazoa, Chordata, Ceratodontiformes, Protopteridae.